UUCGCACAGAGACGCAGAUCACACCUAAAUCCUAAGUCCUAAGCCCUAAGAAAUGUCGACCGCAGCUUCCUCCGCCUCUCUCACUUGCCACUCCCCGCUCCUUCACCGCCCAAAUGCUCCCUCCCGAAUCUCUGUUGCCGUCGCGAUUCCCAGAUCUCUGCCGCCGUUGCCCCAUUUGAAAACUAAGAGGAGAAACUCAACCACCACCUUUUGCUCCGCCGACGCUGCGAAAGACAAAGACACCACUCCCAUUGAGCUCAGAUAUGAGGCUUUUCCUACCGUCAUGGACAUCAAUCAAAUUCGUGAAAUUUUGCCUCACCGGUUUCCGUUUCUGUUAGUGGAUCGAGUGAUUGAAUACAAUGCUGGAGUUUCAGCUGUUGCAAUCAAGAAUGUCACCAUCAAUGAUAAUUUCUUUCCCGGGCAUUUCCCCGAGAGGCCAAUCAUGCCUGGUGUUCUCAUGGUCGAGGCAAUGGCACAGGUUGGUGGCUUGGUUAUGCUGCAACCAGAAGUGGGAGGCUCUCGUGACACUUUCUUUUUCGCUGGAAUUGACAAAGUUCGAUUCAGGAAACCAGUGAUUGCCGGCGACACAUUAGUGAUGAGAAUGACGCUUAUUAAGUUGCAGAAACGCUUUGGAAUUGCAAAGAUGGAAGGCAAGGCCUACGUUGGAGGUGAAGUCGUAUGUGAGGGGGAGUUUUUGAUGGCUACUGGUACCGGUGGUGACUGAUCUCAAUUUUUUCGGUAAUUUCAAUCAUUGCUAAAGCUGGUUCAUGUACUUUACUCGUAGCUACUUUUUUCUUCGCUUUGUUUUUGAUCCUCUCUUGCGUGUAUGCGUUUUUCGGUAGUUAACAUUUUGUUAAAGAGAUUUUUAUGGUUAA
Molecule: messenger RNA, 875 nt
Organism: Pyrus x bretschneideri (Chinese white pear)
Lineage: Eukaryota; Viridiplantae; Streptophyta; Magnoliopsida; Rosales; Rosaceae
Product: 3-hydroxyacyl-[acyl-carrier-protein] dehydratase FabZ
Exons: 4
Coding region: 53-724 (223 amino acids)
Biological process (GO): fatty acid biosynthetic process
Molecular function (GO): hydro-lyase activity
Source: RefSeq, a predicted model, not a curated record